Molecule: messenger RNA, 2504 nt
Organism: Exaiptasia diaphana
Lineage: Eukaryota; Metazoa; Cnidaria; Anthozoa; Actiniaria; Aiptasiidae
Product: syntaxin-7
Exons: 12
Coding region: 171-1010 (279 amino acids)
Biological process (GO): vesicle-mediated transport; vesicle fusion; intracellular protein transport
Cellular component (GO): endomembrane system; membrane; SNARE complex
Molecular function (GO): SNAP receptor activity; SNARE binding
Source: RefSeq, a predicted model, not a curated record
AACAUUUCCUGACCGAUGUACCCACCUCACUGAAAAGUCUUUUUACAUCAGAAAAUCUAUGUUUUUAUUGCAAUUGAGCUCCAUGCAAGUGUAAGACUUAACUGCGCCCUAUUUAGGAGAUCUCCUUUUAUAUUUGCAAGAGACAUCCGCACGUCACCUGACAUCAAGAAAUGGAGCGUGGAGAGUUUGGCACUCACACUGGCCCAUCAUAUGGUGCYGUUGGUCAGAGUGCAGGCUUUCAUAGACAAGGCUUGCAUGUAGAUCACCAAGAAGAAUUUCAACAGAUGAGUGAUUCUGUCAGCAGCAACAUCUUUCAAAUCAACAGCAAUACUGCUGCACUUGAAAGAAUCCUAAAGCAGAUAUCAUCUGGCAAAGAACGCGUACCACAAGAAAAAAUACAUCGCAUUCAACAAGGCACAAACAAACUUGCAAGUACAACAACACAUAUUUUGAAGAAUAUGACUUCUUUAUGUGGUCCUGCACGGCAAAAUAGAAUCCAACAUGAACGUCUAAAAGACGAUUUCAGAGAAGCUGUUUCAAGAUAUUACUCCGUACAAAAUAAAAUUGCUGAUCAAGAAAAACUUUUGGUCAAUCUUAGCUCAAAGCAAGACCAAAGUCAUCAUGGUGAUUUUGGUUCUGAUCAAACACAGCUGAUAGAGGACGACCGUAGAAGAAAUGAGCAAGAACAACUCUCAGAGCAAAUAGCUGUUGACGAAGCCAUUGUUUAYGAAAGAGAAGAUAGAAUACGCCAGAUUGAGGCAGAUAUAUUAGACAUUAACGAAAUCUUCCGUGAUUUGGCAUCAAUGGUUCAUGAACAGGGAGAAAUGAUUGAUUCAAUUGAAGGAAACAUCGAUAGAGUCCACACUAACGUUGAAAGUGCAAAUACUCAACUGUACAAAGCAAGCCAGUACCAAAAAGCUUCAAGGAAAAAGAUAUGCUGUCUUUUGGUGAUUGUAGUGUUAGCAGCUGGAGCUGUUGGACUUAUUUUGUACUUCAGCUUAAAAAAAUGACCAGUGGUCAAUUGUCAGUGGUCUAUGGCUUUCAUAACUCUGUGAAAAAACACCUGCACAUUAUAUKUUUCACUGGGAUAGCAUACUUAAUGAAAAAAAAGAAGAGAAAACUCGCUUUUAUAAUUAGUGUGUGAUCUGCAUAAGAAUUUCUAAUGGAACAGUCGUGAUAGAUUAAUUGUGAAUUAUACUGAGGGGGGCAUAGGGGGACAUAGGAGGUUGAGGUUUAGGCUUAGAAUCCAAAAAUUGCGUCUUGCAUAGUUAGCACAUCAAAAAUCCAUACUAAUGCACAAAUCAAUGUCAAUACAGAAAACCCAUGCYUUCUUUAUACUUCAUUUAGCAAAUAGACCACAAGGUCAAAUACAUAGUGCACAACACCCAAGUGGUCUAAUUGUUUUAGUAUCAAUCAAACUAUAGGAUAUAUAUUUUACAAAUGAACAUAAAAAGCAACAAAUGCCUCGAAAUUUGUUUGCCACAGUCAAUUCGACAGGGGCAGAUCCGGGAUUUUCCUGAGGGAGGGGUGCAGGGCUCUCAGGAGGGGGUGUCCCCCUCGACAAAAAUCAUUACCAUGAAAAUACAAAAUAAGGAAAGUAUUGAAUGAUACAGAUCUCAGGGGGGGCGCACCGCCUGCACCCACCAGCUGGAUCCGCCCCUGUGCAACCAUGGUCUAGAAUGAAUAUACCAUAGUUCAGUAGCCAAUAAGAAUGCAGGAUGUAUGAUAGCCAAUAGUGUUAUGGAUACAAAUAACAAUGAUACCCUUCCAAAGUCAUGAUGCUCAUUUCUAGUCAGCGUUUGCUUUGAUUCAUUUAAGGUUAAAUGUGUUAUUGAAAAUAGAUUUACAGUAUUCAUAUUUUAUAGAAUUUUCAUCCAUUACUUCCAUGUGUACAAACUUUUCUUUCUACAGCAAUAAUUAAUUAUACAAAUUGUUAUCUCAUUCAUGAAAUUUCAGAGAAGAUUCAAUUGAAUUUAUUUUUUCAUUAUCAAAUAAAAAAUCAGGCAUAAYAUAUUUUGUCUGACAACAUACAUUUCAUAAAGAGAUAUGUAGCUCUCAAGCCUUACCAGAUUUUAAACAACAUWGGUCAAAAUGGAUGUGUGUGUCAAGAUAAAACAAACAUUCACGAGAGUGAAUAAAAGAAUCAUCAUUUCGCUUGAUCGCUCUUUUUUUUCUCAUAUCACUGACAAUGCAUCAAAAUGUGAAACUUAUGAGGCUUAUUAGGUAGAUGAAGUUAUCAAAGAUAAAAAUUGGAAAUUUAAUUUUUACAUGUCCAAUAUUAUGAAUAAUUAAUAAAUAAGGGAUAAAUAUUGUGGUAAAAAGAUUGAUUACAUGCGAAAGAGAUUGUGUACAAUGAAAUAUUUUGAAAUARAAUUUGAUAAAAUAUCUGAUCACCUGGAUUGGCUCCAGCUGAUCCAACUCUUUGGAGUGUAGUUUUUACAUAAAUUGUAGGAAUAAGUUGUUAAAUGAUGUAAUUUUCUAAAUAAAUACAUUGUUUCCAAUGA